AUGGCGCAGGACGAUCAGCUGUUAUUCGAUGGCUAUCUUCCACAGCUGCAACAAGCUGCCCAGCUGAUGGUGGCAGCCCCGGUGCAGCCCCAAGGGAACAUGGGACUUCAGCAGGUCCAAGCAUCCCCGGGCACGCCAGUUCGCAGGUCCAUUGCCACGCCACAAAGAAACCAGAGAACCCCUGCGCGCGCGCCUCAAGGCUUGGGGAAAAGGAGACGGCCGGAUCCGGCACGACGAUCUCCUCUCUCCCAAGAGUAUCCAGAGCUGGACCCAUGGGCAAGCCCCUGGACAGUCGAGGGCUCCUUCUCAAGGCCUUCGAAUGCGGGGCCCGACCACUUCACGAGGGAUCUCAUGACAAUGGUUACCCAGCUGACCUUGCGGCAAGAAGAUCUGCUACUACGCAUGGCCCAGGACACAACACAUGUCUGGACGAUGAAGAACUCUCAGGCGGGCGACUCAGUGGUGUUGCAGAUGUACCAGGAGAUGGUUCGCUGGCGACAACAACAGCAGGCCGACAGGACGCAGCUUCGGCAAACCUUGCGGGGUGCAGUGUUGCUUUUCCUUCUGCAGCAGAUCGAGGAGCGACACCAGAGUCUUCUGGGGGAUCCCACCAAAGUUGCUGCGCUAAAGCGCAAAGGCUGGCUCUCCCAAGGCGGGGAUUGGCACUACAUGAGGUGGGAGAGUCAGAAGGAGGAGCUCACUCCGGACACCCAACUUGCGACGAUGAGUCCCACUUCCUUUCUUCAGGACCUGACAGAGAUCCGAACGUUCCUGGAGCUAUCCCCGGAGGGGUUGCUUCACAAGUUCCAGGCGACACGUCGCCUGACGGGCGAGAUGCAGGGACCCAUUGUCACCUUUCUUUCAGAGAUAUCACUGCGGCACGCAUCCGGCGACGACCUGUUUCACAUCUUGAAUCGCUGGUGCGGGUUGGCGUCUCUGCUGAUCGUUGGCCUCCAGAUCAAGCAAGCCCGGCCGCGACGUCAUGCCCUGGCAACGGCAGUUCUGACUUCUGCCCUCUUGAAUCCAUCCAAUCUUUGCUAUGUGAAUACCUUUGCAGUGUCAUAUGCUUGGUGCUUGGCAGCGUGUGAAGGUGACCUGUGCUCGUUCCUGGGGCGCUCCUGGGAGGCUUUUCGUGUGUUGCUUCAACGUUCUGCCAAACCCUUUCAGCUCACAGGUCUUUUAUCAUGGCGCAUUCUUUUACAAGGCUGGUCAGACAUUACUAGUCAACACGAUGCAGCAGAGUUUGCAGAUUUUGUCCUGGGCAGACUGGAGCGAAUCCUCUGUUUUGGGACGUGGGAAGCUUGGUUUGUGCAGGGGGGACAGUUGGUGAGAAAAUUUGACCAAGGCUUGAACAGACAUAUACAAGUGACAGUUUCUCCAGGUGAGCAGUCUCUUGCUGACUGCAUUGGGGCAUGGGCAACACAGGAGGCACCGACGGAUCUUGAGGAUAUCCACCUUCGCCACACCCCACUUGUGUAUAUGCUCUGCUCACCACCACCACCUUUUCUGCUGCUCCAGAUCAAGCGUUUUGGCAACUCCAUGGCAGGCACACAGAAGAUGUUCGCUCCUGUGUGCUCCGAGGCUGGUCGUGCAUAUUUCAUUCCUGUACGUGUGAAUGCUGCCACCGUGACUCUCCGUGCAUAUUAUCUGAUCGCUGUGAUCUAUCAUCUGGGCGAGACUACCACUAGUGGUCACUACAAAUGCAUUCUGCAUCGCUACGUGACAGGGAGAUGGAUGAGCUGGGUUACGGAUGACGGGCGCACCGCCGCGGUUGCGACAAAAGCUGAUUUGCAGACUGCCGCGUGCAAUUCUUAUCUGGCAUGGAUGCAGCACGCCUCUGACAUUCCAGAUGAGACCAUGUCCCUGACUUGA
Molecule: messenger RNA, 1872 nt
Organism: Symbiodinium natans
Lineage: Eukaryota; Dinophyceae; Suessiales; Symbiodiniaceae
Source: the annotation of a GenBank genome assembly